Armigeres subalbatus is the source of this 372-nucleotide messenger RNA. It is a transcript of the gene mRpL33, whose product is annotated as large ribosomal subunit protein bL33m. Gene Ontology annotation, cellular component: mitochondrion. NCBI's taxonomy places the organism in Eukaryota, Metazoa, Arthropoda, Insecta, Diptera, Culicidae. The transcript is spliced from 3 exons. The record is from RefSeq and is a predicted model, not a curated record. The coding region runs from base 118 to 315 and encodes 65 amino acids. Gene Ontology annotation, biological process: translation.
GUUGACCUAAUCGUGCGAGCUCGUUUUCGUCAAUCUGCAACUCCUUUGAAGUGUAAAAAAACAACAGAAGGUUGCUGAUCACCAGGGGAUUUUUUGCGUAAUACUUAAUCAAUUGCAAUGUUUCUCACGAAUAUUUUACUGAAAAAGGCAAAAAGCAAAAACAUCCUGGUUCUGAUGGAAAGUGCCGUCAGUGGACAUCAGUUUUUGAAGAUUCGAGAGCGACUGGCCGAUAAGUUGGAACUCAUUCGCUUCGAUCCUUACAUUCAACGUAACAGUUUAUACAAGGAACGAAAACGUGUGCGAAGUAUGAAUUAAUAUAAUGGAAUAAUCAUUUAUAUUACUAUAAUAAUAUUGUGUUUAUAGUUAGACAAA